CAGUCUUGAAGUCAGCAUGGACAUGAAUUUGUCAGCGCGUUGUGCUUUGGUUCUUUUUCUGUUGGCAUUUGUAGAUUUGAAAAUAGUCUCUGCUGCAGAAACGGAAGGCACAUCUACAGCAAAGCCUGGAGUGUGCCCUGUUAGACGAUGGGGGAUAUGUGCAGAGUUAUGUUCCAAUGACAGUGACUGCCCCAAUGACGAAAAAUGCUGCCACAAUGGAUGUGGGCAUGACUGCAUUGCACCUUACACAGCAAAGCCUGGAGUGUGCCCUGUUAGACGAUGGGGCAUGGGGAUAUGUGCAGAGUUAUGUUCCAAUGACAGUGACUGCCCCAAUGACGAAAAAUGCUGCCACAAUGGAUGUGGGCAUAACUGCAUUGCACCUUACACAGCAAAGCCUGGAGUGUGCCCUCGUAGACGAUGGGGCAUGGGGAUGUGUGUGGAGUUCUGUUCCAAUGACAGUGACUGCCCCAAUAAUGAAAAAUGCUGCCACAAUGGAUGUGGGCAUAACUGCAUUGCACCGACACAGGUAGGAAUGGUCCCAGAGUGA
Oncorhynchus kisutch (coho salmon) is the source of this 547-nucleotide messenger RNA. RefSeq names its product WAP four-disulfide core domain protein 2-like. The coding region runs from base 17 to 547 and encodes 176 amino acids. Gene Ontology annotation, biological process: innate immune response; antibacterial humoral response. The record is from RefSeq and is a predicted model, not a curated record. Gene Ontology annotation, molecular function: serine-type endopeptidase inhibitor activity. NCBI's taxonomy places the organism in Eukaryota, Metazoa, Chordata, Actinopteri, Salmoniformes, Salmonidae. Gene Ontology annotation, cellular component: extracellular region. The transcript is spliced from 4 exons.